AUGCCCGCCCUGCCUGCCCGCUCCCGGAUCACCCCAUCACCGAUUCAUCAUGUUGCCAUCGCCCCAGGCGCGCGCCACCGCUCGCUGCACAACCCCCGUGCGCACGCUUUCGUAAAUCCCGGCUCUCGCCCGCCGCGCUUGGUACACCGUACCCACCAUAUGCGCACGGCCGUGGCCGGUGGCCGUGUCUCCCGUAUAUGUCCCCCGUAUAUGUCCCCCGUAUAUGUCUCCUCGCGUCUCCUCGCGCCGCAGAGACGGAGACAACGUGAGCCACCUCGUAUAAUCUCCAAACACGGCAACCUCGGCGGCACUCCCGCUGCUCAUCCCAGACGCCCGCCUGUGCCUUCCCCUCCCCCCCCUCUUCUCCAGAGAACCCGACCGCGCGCGCAUUCGCCCAAGCACACACUCCAGCACACCCCAUGCUCAGCGCACACACGACCCAAUCACGAGCCCCGCCUCCGCCCUCCCGACCACGCCCCACCCAUGACGCGUCCCCGUCCAAUCCCCGACGUCCCUCGGCGGACGCGUGACAGCGCCUCGCUUACGAGCCCAAACCCCGCAUCGCCCAACGCCUCCAGACACACCGGGCGACACGCCGCAGACACUCGCCCGACGCAUAAAUUUCCCGUCAAAACCCCCGACGUCGCGCACACCUAA
Heterobasidion irregulare TC 32-1 is the source of this 657-nucleotide messenger RNA. RefSeq lists its product as uncharacterized. The transcript has 2 exons. NCBI's taxonomy places the organism in Eukaryota, Fungi, Basidiomycota, Agaricomycetes, Russulales, Bondarzewiaceae. The record is from RefSeq and is a predicted model, not a curated record. Bases 1 to 657 code for a protein of 218 amino acids.